UCACGUGUCAAUGGACUCUAGCUAGCUCCAUGCGGAAACUGUCUGCAACAAUUUGUACGGUCGGCGUUUCCCCCAAAAAUUAUCCCUUUUGUUAGCCACAUGAAAGGCUAGGUAGCUUGGAAGAGAUUGUCCUGAGCGUAGUUCGACAGCGAUUCAUCGGUUUAUCUGCAAAGCUGGACAAAAAUGCUGUCUAAAAGGGAUGUUUUGGCGGUUGUUUUUGUGAUGGUGCUGGGACCGUGGUCCACCGUCGUCCUUGCCAACUCUGCCCGGUCACCAACCGGCGGGGGAAGUCGUGGUGACACGGCGGGUAUCAUCCAGGCCUUUGUGAUUCCACACAGUCAUAUGGAUGUUGGCUGGAUCUAUACAGUGCAGGAGAGUGUGGAAGCCUAUGCAAUGGACGUCUACACCACUGUAGUCGCAAACCUUGCCAAGGACAGGAAUCGUCGAUUCAUUGCAGUGGAGCAAGAGUUCUUCAGGCUCUGGUGGACCACGGUUGCCAGUGACAUGCAGAAGAAACAAACACAUCUACUGGUACAGUAUGGCCAACUGGAGUUUAUUAUAGGAGGUCAGGUCAUGCAUGAUGAGGCAGUGUCAGAGUAUAGCGCCACCAUACAACAAAUGACAGAGGGGCAUUCUUUCAUCUACGAGACCUUUGGAAAGCGCCCUCACUUCAGCUGGCACGUGGACCCCUUCGGAGCGUCAUCGGCAACCCCGACACUCUUCGCACUGAUGGGAUUCGACGCGCACCUCACCUCUCGCAUCGACUACGACGUCAAAGCGCAGAUGCAGAAAGACAAAGGUCUGCAGUUUGUGUGGCGGGCGUCGCCCUCUCUGGGCAAGAGCCAGCAGAUCUUCACCCAUGUCAUGGACCAGUACAGCUACUGUGUGCCUCCACACCUGUCCUUCUCCCUAAAGACUGGCUUCUAUUGGAACGGUUAUGCCGUGUUCCCCAAGCCACCAGCAGGUGUACCGUAUCCAGACAUGAGCCUACCAGUCACAGAUCAAAACAUCAAGCAGUAUGCUGCCACCAUGGUUGAUAACAUCAAGCAACGAGCAGCCUGGUUCCAGACUCAACAACUCCUCUGGCCGUGGGGCUGCGACAAACAGUUCUUCAAUGCAACCAUCCAGUUCCUGAAUAUGGACAAACUAGUGGCCUAUAUCAAUCAACACUCUACGGAUCUAGGAGUGCACGUCCAGUAUGCUACAUUGGGGGACUACUUCACAGCUGUCCAUAACACUAGCCACAGCUGGGCACUAAAGCAGGAUGGAGACUUUCUCUCAUAUUCGUCAGAUGCCGAUGCAGCAUGGACGGGGUUCUACACCUCCCGUAGCGGUCUGAAGGAUAUCGCUCGCCGGUCCCAGUCCACCCUUCACGCAGCGGAGACCCUCUUUAGUGUGUAUCUCAACCAGCCCAAUCUCAACCGCACCGCCAACACCACCGAAGUACUGGGGAGUCUUCAGGCACUGCGCUGGGCGUCUGCAGAGGUUCAGCAUCACGACGGAAUCACAGGCACUGAUAGCGUCAAAGUGAAGGCCAUGUACGAAGACCAUCUAGAGACUGCUGAGAACAUGACCCUUGCCUCCAUGAAGGAAAUGUUACAAGACUUCCAUAACAACAGCCAGGAGGGAGAGAAAAAAGACGUCUUUACUUCUGUUGGUCGUGGACACAUCUUAGAUGUCAGCCGUGACAAGCCUCUGACUCCGAUCCUGGUCUACAACUCGCUGGGCUGGUCCGUCAAAAGACUGGUUCAGAUGAGCAUCACGGACCCUAACGUCACAGUCAUCGAUAUCCAUGGCAGGGACAUAGGCAGCCAGGUCAACCCUCCUCUAGAGCCCGGCGGACCCUACCAUCUCUUCUUCUACGCCCAACUUGCCCCGCUGAACUUUGAUGUGUACUACAUCAAGAACAAGAUCCAACCAGAGGACGCCACAUCCCCGCAAGGGAAACUGGAAAGCCUAGGCACUGUUGUCAGGAGCAGAACGCCCUCACAGGACAAAAAACGCAAGUUGAAGGACACAGACGUUAAGAGCAUUAGUAACGAUUGUUUUGAGGUGGCGUACAAUACCACCACAAACAUGCUGAUGAGCAUCCUUGACAAGCAAACUAACAAGACUGUAUCGAUGGAGCAGAUCUUCAUGGAAUAUAACUCCCAUCACAACGUCCUGUAUGGGCAGACUUCCAACUUGUACGUGUUCAGACCUUGGAGUAAUGGUCCACAAAACGCUGGAGAUUCAGCAAAGCUGGAUAUUGUCACUGGACCAUAUGUGAACGAAACCAGGCAGUCCAUAUUCAACAGUAUGUACGAUCCCAAGAGCAGUCGCUAUAUGGUCACCCUACGAAUCUUCGACCUGCCCCACAGCCACAACGAUGACAUCGUCUGUGGUCACAUUGAGCUGGACUUCAAAGUUGGGCCACUAACACCCAACAAGGAGCUAGUCUACAGGUUUUCAACUAACCUGAACAAUUCCAGAGUUCUGUACACCAACGACAAUGGCUUCCAGACCAUGAAACGUACUUGGAGGCCCAACAAGCCACAGCCUGAAGCCCAAAACUACUACCCCCUGGUCAGCACAGCUUAUAUUGAGUCACCAACAAAGGAUACCCGCCUUACAGUCAUGGCCGAGAGGAGCCAUGGGGUAGGCAGCUUGAACAACGGACAAAUGGAGGUGAUGCUACUGCGUCGACUUAUCACCAACUCUGGCUACGCGGACAAAAACAACCUGACGUUGGAAGAGCCGGAUGUCGUCAUGCCAACCCUCUGGCUGUUGCUUGGCAACGGCACACACUCCAGUGAGUUGCAGCGUCGUGCCUGGCUACAGCUCGAGAAUCCACCAAUCAUUAUGGCCGUCAAUCAGAGCAUGGGGGCGUGGGCAAAGAAGUGGAAGGGUGACAAAUCAGGGAAUAUCCCGAAGUCCGCUGAGUUUCUGCGUCAAUGGAAGGAGAAGUAUCUCCCCAACCCCUUGUCGACAGUCUUCAAGGACCUUCCCCACAACGUCCACCUUCUGACCCUGAAGACUCCUGGCUGGACUUACAACACGUCUCACAAGGAGCACGAGAAGAAGCUGCGAGCAAGACUGCGACAGGGACGGUAUGAUGGAAGUGGGGAAACCCCCAAUCUAGAUCGCAUUCUGCUUCGUCUCCAGCAUCUGUACGAGGUUGGAGAACACAAGAGUCUCUCCCAGCCGGUGACUAUUGACCUUGCAAAAUAUCUGUUUCCAUUUGGCACUGUAGCCAAUGUCAGUGAACGCAGUCUAACAGCCAUUUGGCCGGCUGAUAAGGUCAAACGCUGGACUUGGAAGGUCAAAGGGGGCCCCAAAACUGGCCAAAAGUCCUCUGCAACCGGAUCAGCGCCCACUUGGAGCAAGUCACCAACCAGCAUCACUCUGCAUGCCCAAGAAAUCAAGACUUUCUUCAUCACUUUCCAGAAGAAAAAUCCUUGAGGUAUUUAUUUCUGGGUUUUGUUUUUUAUGUACGUACUAACUGGUUCACCAUGAUUAGUGUGCACCUUUUGUUUUUUUAUUUGGAUUUUACCCGCACAUUGGAAUUAUGUACCUAUACCACACAAAAAAAUCGGUCUGGUGACGUGGGAUGUUUAACAAUAAAAAUAUUUUGAGUUGGUAUUCUUGCCUUUUGUGGUGUCAGGGCGUAGGGAAAUCAGUUAGAUUUUACAAAGGAAGUUUUGACAGUUUAUACAGGGUGAGUAAAAAAAACACGAAACCCAAAUGUCGGGACAGAACUUUAAAACAGUGCUUGUGUUUAAAAGUCCGUAACUUGAAAAGUACAUGAGUGAUUAGAAUGAUUCUUGUACUAAAAGAAAGCUUAUGAAUUGAGCUUUCAUAUCCUGGAUUUUGAAAGUGCUACAUUCAGAACUUCAGUUCAACAAUGGUCCCCACAUCUGAGUUUCGUUUGUUUUACUCACCCUGUAGAUAUAAUUAGUGUAGUAGAAUAUGUGUGAUUAUAUACACAUAGUCGCUUGUAAAUUUGAGCCUCCAAAUGGACAUUCUUAAAAAGAAAUUUGAAGUCCAUUAAAAACAAAAUGAAAAAUUAAACAUGAAAUGUUUUUCCUGCUGAAAUUAGUGGCGUUAGCAUCAUGCAGUUGCAUAAACAGACAGUGUCAUACAAUUACAAGUCUCAUUAAAGAAUCUGCAAGAUAAACAAUAUUCAUAAGAAAAGUUGAUAGUUGAAAGUGAAGAUAGUCAUAUAAAUAACUAAGUUUUGUGUAAGACUUUGUUACUUUACAGUCUCCUAGUUGAAAUUUUGUUCUGUGUCUUAUUUAUAGAUACAGACUAAAAUAUGAAAUAUCAGAAUCUUAGCAACAUUAUGCUUCCGACAAAAUCAAUUUUAUACAUUUUUGUUUCCAUAAAAUGUUGCAUAAAGGGUAGCGCAUACUUAAGGCGAAGGUGAAUGCAAACAUGCAUGUGUGACAUCAUGGCAACUUUUCGUGCUACAAAUUCGCAUAAAUUGAACACAUUUUAUCUCUGGUGAAUUUUGCAUUCAAUGUUUCCUGACGUCAAUUUUGCUUUGUAUUCACAUGUCUGUAGAGUAUGAAGCAACCAUUUUUCAAGUUUUUUCGCCAUUUUAAUAGCUACUAUUUAUGCAAAACACAUAUAUAUUUAACAAUAUUUAUUUUGGCAGCAUGUGAAAUGUCCACCAGAGAAAUAAGCCUAUUGUAUUGUUGCCUAUAUGUUCCAAGAACAGUAAAAGUUGUCAGUAGUUGGAAAUCAAUAGUUCAUAAAAAUGCUCCUUGUUUACACCGUAAAUUCUAUUAUAUAAUAAGCUUGAACAUUUCAAUAUUACUUACGUGUAGUUGGUGAUAUAAAUCAACAGAAGUACACAGUAUACUAAGUAUACAAAAGUGUUCUCUUUAUAAAUUGUAAACCAAGUGUUUGUUAAAAAUAAAGUAAAGUUCUUCAGGUGUGUCCCUCCUUUUAUUUUCCAAACUUCUUCCUUAAGUUAAUCAUGUAAAAUAAUUGUGCAUUCAGUGUGGUCCAUAUCAGAUCUGAGAAUGGAACAACUGGUUAUGUGUAACUUUGUUAGAAAAAAAGGAAAACUGUAUCAGCAAACUAGAGCCUUUGAAGCAUGUUGUUUGUAUUGUUUCUGCUCUUGUGACAAAAUCAGUUUUAAUAAAAUACAUAUUAUGGCCAUGUGGACACUGACCUGUUUCAUCAAUGACCAUUCAAAAAGUAUUUGUUCAAUUUUGAAAAAGCGCUUAAAUAAAAAUACUGAAAAUGCCACAUUGA
Messenger RNA from Patiria miniata (bat star), 5241 nucleotides. It is a transcript of the gene man2b2, whose product is annotated as epididymis-specific alpha-mannosidase-like. The record is from RefSeq and is a predicted model, not a curated record. Gene Ontology annotation, cellular component: lysosome. NCBI's taxonomy places the organism in Eukaryota, Metazoa, Echinodermata, Asteroidea, Valvatida, Asterinidae. Gene Ontology annotation, molecular function: carbohydrate binding; alpha-mannosidase activity. The coding region runs from base 184 to 3441 and encodes 1085 amino acids. The transcript has 19 exons. Gene Ontology annotation, biological process: mannose metabolic process.